GGAUUUAAUCAUGUAUUUAUUUCCUUUGAUUCUCGUUAAAGAAGAUUGGAUAAGAGAUUCCCAAGAAAUUCUGAUCAAUUUCGCGAUCCCUUGCAAUUGAACAUGAAAACAACAGAGAAGGUUAGUUAUAAUAGAAUAUAUUUUCAAUGAUUGAAUCAUAUCGAUAAAAUCUUUUUACGUCAUUCGAUGCAUAUUUAAGCAAGCAAAUUCAUUGACUUCAAUCUUUAACCAUUAAUCAUUGAGUCAAAACUGUUACCAUAUUUCAGUAUUUCCGAUUUCCUAACUAUUUGUGUGUGUUAUUUGUGUUAAAAUGAAUUUUUCAAUUUUAUUAGUCGUUCUAUUUUGUUCAAUUGUCACCGCUAUUCCAACUCCAGCUCCAAAUGAUGGACGUUCAUUGAUUGAUCGAGUUGCUGAUGAAGGAAAACAAAUGUACUCAUCCCUUGAAAAACAACAUCCAAAUUUCUUGCCUUACAAAACUAUCUUUGAUGCAAUUGAAGCUGGUAGAGUCGCCAAAAAGUUACCAGGUGUUAAUGUGAAUAAGGAUUACCAAGAAAAUGUUCUUGAAUUGAUUGAGAAUUCAUUGAAAUAUGUUUCUUCAUCACCAACAAACAUUUCAUCUGAACAAGUCUACCAAUUUGCCAAAAGUUUCAUUUCUUUUUUAAAACAAAGAUUCCCUGAUAAUCCAAAGAUUUCAGGACUUUCGGAUCAACUUGAAGUCGUUCACGAUUCAAAUCUUUCAUAUGGCUAUGAAAAUGGUGCACCUUCAAUCAAGAAUUUAAAUUCACUGCUAUGGAAAAUUUCAGAGCUUUCAUUUUCUCAGUGAAGCCUUUGAAACUUCUGCCUGUCUAAUAGUUAGUCAUGUACCUGAAUAUAAUCAUUAAAAUAUAAUGGUUUCUA
Tetranychus urticae (two-spotted spider mite) is the source of this 897-nucleotide messenger RNA. NCBI's taxonomy places the organism in Eukaryota, Metazoa, Arthropoda, Arachnida, Trombidiformes, Tetranychidae. The record is from RefSeq and is a predicted model, not a curated record.